Suillus paluster is the source of this 715-nucleotide messenger RNA. RefSeq names its product membrane-associated proteins in eicosanoid and glutathione metabolism. Lineage: Eukaryota; Fungi; Basidiomycota; Agaricomycetes; Boletales; Suillaceae. The record is from RefSeq and is a predicted model, not a curated record. Gene Ontology annotation, cellular component: nuclear envelope; membrane; endoplasmic reticulum. The transcript has 6 exons. Gene Ontology annotation, molecular function: glutathione peroxidase activity; glutathione transferase activity. The coding region runs from base 176 to 616 and encodes 146 amino acids.
GUCCGUAACGUUCGUUGCUCCCAGCAGCAAGAGCAGCCAACCAGCAGCAGAGUCCAGAUAGCAAUUUUAAAACGCGACAUCAAUCUUCAUUUGUGAAGACAAAUUCAGAGUACAUACCGGACUCCAUUCAACACAAGUCAAAGCUUCCUCAUUAGACCCCCUCACGCGGAAGAGUAUGACUCUAGUUCUGCCGGACGGUUACCAGUAUGUGGCUGGCUCGAUGUUAUCGGCUGCCUGGGUCAUCCUGUGGCAGAUCUUACGUGUCUACCCUGCUAGGGAUGCAGCUGGUAUUCCAUAUCCUCAACUGUAUGCGGAGAACGCUCAACUAAAAGAUAAUCCAGCUGCCCUUCGGUAUAACUGCGUCCAGCGUUGCCAUCAGAACACUCUCGAAAGCAUGCCGUUGAUCCUUAUUUCCACUCUCAUAACUGGACUGAAGUAUCCUUACAUAGCUGCCGCUGCGAGUUUCUUCUGGGUGCUCACUCGUGUCGCUUACACCAUUGGGUACUCCUCAGGUGUGCCACAAAAGCGUGCGGCAGGUGCUGUUAGUGGUUCUCUUACUUUGAUUGGCUUAUUGGCAGCUGCUACUGUCACCACCGUGCAAGUCUGUUUUUUCUAGGGGGUGUUGUGCCAGAUGAAACACCAUAGGAGAUAAAACCGCAAAUACAUAGCAUGUCAUCCUUGCAUAUUCGCUGAAUCCAAAUUGGCUAAAGGGGCA